Triticum turgidum subsp. durum (durum wheat) is the source of this 1089-nucleotide messenger RNA. The record is from the annotation of a GenBank genome assembly. NCBI's taxonomy places the organism in Eukaryota, Viridiplantae, Streptophyta, Magnoliopsida, Poales, Poaceae.
AUGUCUCCGCUCGCUGAGCUUCUCAGCCUCGACCUGUCCGGCUGCACCGGCAAGAUCAUCGCCGAGUACAUAUGGGUCGGCGGCACCGGGAUGGACGUCAGGAGCAAAGCCAGGACGCUGCCCGGACCCGUCGAUGACCCCAGCAAGCUUCCAAAAUGGAAUUUUGACGGCUCCAGCACCGGCCAAGCCACGGGUGACGACAGCGAGGUCAUCCUCUGCCCUCAGGCCAUCUUCAGGGACCCGUUCAGGAAGGGGAACAACAUCCUGGUCAUCUGUGACUGCUAUGCGCCUAACGGAGAGCCGAUUCCGAGCAACAAGCGGUACAACGCAGCGAGGAUAUUCGGCCACCCUGAUGUCAAGGAUGAAGAACCAUGGUAUGGGAUUGAGCAGGAGUACACCCUUCUUCAGAAGGACACCAACUGGCCCAUUGGCUGGCCACUAGGGGGUUACCCUGGCCCUCAGGGACCUUACUACUGCGCCGUGGGUGCAGAGAAAUCUUACGGGCGCGACAUCGUCGACGCGCACUACAAGGCCUGCCUCUACGCCGGCAUCAACAUCGGCGGCAUCAAUGCAGAAGUCAUGCCAGGACAGUGGGAGUUCCAAGUUGGCCCUUCCGUCGGCAUCUCUGCCGGCGACGAGCUCUGGGCGGCUCGCUACAUCCUGGAGAGGAUCACUGAGAUUGCUGGCGUCGUCGUCUCCUUCGACCCCAAACCGAUCCCGGGAGAGUGGAAUGGUGCUGGUGCCCACACAAACUACAGCACCAAGUCGAUGAGGAGCGAGGGCGGGUACGAGGUGAUCAAGAAGGCGAUCCAGAAGCUGGAGGCGCGGCACAUGGACCACAUCGCCGCCUACGGCGAGGGCAACGAACGCCGGCUCACCGGCCGCCACGAGACCGCCGACAUCAACACCUUCGUCUGGGGCGUGGCGAACCGCGGCGCGUCGGUGCGGGUGGGCCGCGACACCGACAAGGAAGGCAAGGGGUACUUCGAGGACCGGAGGCCGGGGUCCAACAUGGAUCCCUACGUCGUCACCUCCAUGAUCGCCGACACCACCAUCCUCUGGAACGCCGGCCUCUCCAAUGGCAGGUAG